UCAAUGGCUGUCACAGGGCUCCUGACAUGGUGGCACCAAACCGCGCGAGCCAAAGGGAGACGAAGGCUUUCAUCUUCCCUCCGCCCGGCACCAAGGGCUGAAAGGCGGCUGCCCCCGCCCCUGCCCUCCGUACCCGGCGGCGCCAGGAGGCCUGGCCGGGGAGGACGGCAAGCCGCGGCGGCGGCCGCCCCUCGGCCGGGGAGGGGACAGAGGCAGAGCCGCCACCCCCGCGGCGGCGGCCGGUUGCCCCGGCGAAGGCGACGCCAGGCAGCAGCCUCUGCGCCAACAAAAUGGCGGCGAGCGGCGGGGUCCGGCGGGGUGGGGGCCUGCCCGGGGUGCGGAGAACGCCCGGCGGGCACCCCCGACCCCCCGCCGCCGUGGGGACCGGCCUGGUGAGCGGCGAGUUGCUGGCCAAGGAGGCGGAGUACAAGCGACUGAAUGCAGAACUAGAAGCAAAAACAGCGAAACUAGUGCGUCAGGCUGAAGAAAUAAUGAACGGCCAACAGGAGAUACUAUCUAGACCAGUUUCAGUACAGUCUAAGUCACGUGAAGACGGCAGACAGAGAGAUCCACUCUGUCCUGAAGUUUCAUCUCUUAUACACUCAUAUGCCAAGCUAGCAAACAAGAAGAAAUGUGCUUCCGUGCCAAUGGCUCAGAACAGACCGUACUCUGGAAGUAAGGGAAGAAGAACAACUUCAAGUUCAAAAAUAAGAAACCCAGAAGUACAAAGUACUGAUGAUGUUGCAGGACUGGAAGAUUGCGUAGAUUUUUCUUUAGCAAAAACAAUAAGCAAAAUUGAAGAAAAACUAGAGAAAGGAGGCUUACCGGACUGUCUAGAUAAUGAUGAUAUUAUUCCAAGCAUUGGAAAUGAAAUGGGAGCAGAAGCUCGAAUCAGGUUUCUUAAGGUAAAGUUACGUGUUACGCAGGAAGAGCUGGAUAGCGUAGUGUGUGAAUGCAGGAAAAAGGAUGAUGAAAAUCAGAAUUUAAAAUCUCGACUUAAAGAUAUGGAAGAAGAAAACACCAGACUGCAACGAACAAUCAGUAUGCAACGUUCUCAGACUGAAAAGUACAAAAUGUUGUCUCAAGAAGCAAAAAAAAAAAGCGAAGUGUUACAACAAGAGGUCAUUGCGCUAGAAAAGGACUUGGAGAAUCUAAAGCGUGUACAAAAGCAGGCCACAACCAGUCAGAGUGCAAUAGAGGUUCGCUUAAACAGGGCCCUGGAAGAAACAGAAAGGUAUAAAGUGGAGCUGAAUAAACUGAAGCAAAGUACCAAGGAUGUAGCUAACCAAGAACUCAAAACAAUUGAAGAAUUAAAAACAGAAAACAAGAAACUGCAGAAACAAAAAGGAGAGCUAAUGACAGGUUUUAAAAAGCAGUUGAAGUUAAUUGAUAUUUUAAAGAGACAAAAGAUGCACAUUGAAGCUGCUAAGAUGCUUUCUUUUACUGAAGAGGAAUUCAUGAAAGCUCUUGAGUGGGGAAAUUAUUGAUUCCAUAAAAAGACAACUUCUGCUUGAAAUACAAGUCAGAUGUUACAUUAUUUUGGCACUGUAUAUGAAUGCUUGUUAAUAAUAAUAGUUGAUAACUGUAUAUGCCAAUGAACUGAUUUUGUUGGUUUUGCUUGUGUUUAAAUUGUUUAACUUUUAUAAGCCUGAUAGCUUAUGUUGUGAUAUCAUAUGACAUACAAAUCUUUACUGAAGUUUCAGGCCAAACUGUCCUUCUGUAAUGAGCAGAGAAGCACAGACUGUGCAAGGAAUAUUCCAAUAAGUGAACUUUGGUAUCAGUUUACUCUGUUCCAGCAUUUAAAACUAUACCUUAUCUAAAGUAAUAUUCAGUCCACAGAAGUCAGGGUUUAGUCUCAGAAAGUUCCUCAUUGCAACAGAAAUAAAUUAACCAGUGAUCCAGUUGAGAAGAAAAUGUCAUGUCCUUUUUAAAACACGUGGUUGGAAAAUUGGCCUUCUCUGUUCUCUGUAACAGAUCUCCCCUCAACGCUGACUGGUCUGGCAUCUAAUUUAAGCACCAAUAGCUCUUUCAUAGAAAAGUUCAUAACUUGUUUUAGCUUUUACAUCUGACACCCUUGGCUGGCAAAUACAUACACGAGACUUGCCCCUCACUAUCCAGAUCGGCUCCGCAAUCUAAUACAGUUGUAUUGUUUUAAAUUGCUACUUUAUUUAGUCAAGGUGAAAAUACUAAAUCUUUCCCUGGUCAUUAGCUGCUGCUUCGGGAUACAGUCAAGGAGGGAGGGCUCCCUAUUCAUAGGUGCUCUACAAGCAUUACAUCCUUCAGCAUUUCAUUAUGUCUUUAUAAUUAAAGUUUGAGUGUAGAUGAGCUGAGCAGAACACCGAUGAACAGGAGCGAUAAAAGCCUGUGCUGCUUGCCUGAACCUUUGUCAAACCUCGGCUGUUCCAAUGGAUUCAUCCCUCAGUCAUUGAAUAGGAACAUAGCACAUAAAUAGUAAGUUUCUACACUGAAACAAAGGUACAAACGGUGAUUCUGACCUCAAAAUGGAAAAAAAGUCUCUGCUUAGAUCCUCCUAGCAAAGUAACGUGAACUAACAGUGAAACAAGUAACUCAAACAUACCCUUUUGAGAUGAGACAAACUACAGUUAGAUUAGUAUUUUUAUAGUGUAAUGCCAGGGCAGAUGAGCCUUUC
Molecule: messenger RNA, 2650 nt
Organism: Chroicocephalus ridibundus (black-headed gull)
Lineage: Eukaryota; Metazoa; Chordata; Aves; Charadriiformes; Laridae
Gene: TEX9
Product: testis expressed 9
Exons: 12
Coding region: 291-1487 (398 amino acids)
Source: RefSeq, a predicted model, not a curated record